This is a messenger RNA of Triticum urartu, 516 nucleotides long. The record is from RefSeq and is a predicted model, not a curated record. Lineage: Eukaryota; Viridiplantae; Streptophyta; Magnoliopsida; Poales; Poaceae.
GCCUUCAUGGUGCCGUCGCGGGUGAUCACUUACUCGUGGAGGAGCUACCAUGGGGACCUCCUCGUCAACGACUCCAUCGUGUUCAGGGGGAGGUCCGUGUUCCGCCUGAGGGAGGAGCUGGCCGGGCGGCUGGCCGUGGGCGCCCUUGCCCUUGCAAACUUGGGCGUCGACGACAUCGUCAUGUGCCUCCCCACACGUGACGGCCGGCUUUUCCCGCUCCUCGUCGACCUGCCCAACAGCCGCCGGUGCCUCGCCAUCGCCAUCGCCAUCACCGACACGCUUGCCCACGCGGCGCUGCGGUUCGCGGAUGUCGAUGCAGAGUAGAGAGAUACCAGAGCCAGGACCCCUAGCUAGAAGUCGCCUUCAAAAGCAUCGCCGCCUCGGAUACGAUGACAUUAGAACCCAGUUCCUUCCGUUGAGAUAUGGGUUCAGGAAAACCCAGCAUUUGUUGUGUUUCUGCUAGCUAAACUUUGGUUUGUUCUCCAGAUAGUAUAUAAGAAACAUAUUUGAGUUGGC